GUCAGUGUUGCUUUCCUUUCUGUGAUUCAGGACAACAUGAAGCGCAAACUUGAUGCCGAUGAUGCACCUACGGUGGAAGUCCCAAAACAGAGCAACAAUGACGAGCCCUCCUUCGACUCUUUCGGUCUCGACCCUCGCCUAAUGCAAGCAGUCGCCAAAUCUCAAUUCUCUACACCAACGCCUGUGCAAGCAAAAGUGAUUCCCCUGGCGCUUGAAGGAAAAGACAUUCUUGCAAAGUCAAAGACCGGUUCCGGCAAGACCGCCGCCUACAUCCUCCCAACUCUUCAAUCAAUCCUCCGCCGUAAGAGCGCCGCGCUGCAAAAGAAAUCAACCUCUACACUCAUACUGGUACCGACACGAGAACUGGCGGAUCAAGUCCGCAAGGCUUUCAGCACAUUCUCAGCUUUCUGCGCGAAGGAGGUCAAAUCGUUGAACUUGACACAGCGGGUCUCGGAUGCGGUUCUUCAUGCCGUGUUGCAGGAUUCCCCGGACACAAUCGUCUCAACACCAAGCAGGCUGAUGCAAUACUUCAACUCUGGGGGAGUCUCACUGGAAAAUAUCAGCCAGCUUGUCAUCGACGAGGCAGACAUCGUUCUCUCAUACGGGUAUGAAGAUGAUAUGACCGCUAUAUCUGCGGCACUGCCUCGCAAUGUGCAGACCUUCCUGAUCAGUGCUACACUCACGCCCGAGGUCGACGAGCUGAAGUCAAUGUUCUGCCGAGACGCAACGGUGGUGAAGAUCGACGAGAAGGAAGAAAAGGGUGAAGGUGUGACACAAUAUGCUGUUCGGUGCGCGGAGGAUGAGAAGUUUCUGCUCAUAUUCGUGGUCUUCAAACUACGGCUGGUGCGCGGCAAGGCUCUCAUCUUCGUCGCCGACGUGGACAGGAGCUACCGUCUGAAGCUGUACUUGGAGCAAUUUGGAAUCAAGUCGUGCGUACUUAAUGCGGAACUCCCCGUAAAUUCCAGGCUGCAUGUCGUCCAGGAGUUCAAUAAGGGCUUGUACGAUAUCCUCAUUGCCGCGGACGACCAGGAAGUCCUUGGCGGAGUCGUGAAGAGGCGUCGGAGUACCGACGUAGGUGAAGAAGAACAAGAGGACGAAAUCAGCGACGAGGAGGAUCAACAGGACUCACGCCCCGCAAAGAAGGCAAAGCUGGCAAACAAACAGAAGGAUUACGGUGUAUCCCGAGGCAUCGAUUUUCAAAACGUGGCAUGCGUCGUCAACUUCGACCUGCCCCGGACAUCCAAAUCCUACACUCACCGUAUCGGGCGGACAGCACGAGCCGGCAAAGCAGGCAUGGCUCUGUCGUUCGUGGUCCCGAAGGACCUUUACGGCAAGCACAAGGCCACUAGCAUCCCGUCGGCCAGGAAGGAUGAACAGGUGCUCGAGAAGAUCAUGGCCCGCCAGGCCAAGAAGGGCAACGAGGUGAAACCGUACCAUUUCGACAUGGCGCAGGUCGAUGCGUUCAGGUAUCGAAUGAACGACGCGUUGCGUGCGGUCACGAGAGCGGCAGUGCACGAGGCUCGCGCGCGAGAAAUCAAGCAGGAAUUGAUCAAGAGCGAGAAAUUGAGGAAACAUUUCGAGGAGAACCCCGACGACCUGCGACAUCUGAGACACGACGGCGAGCAUGGUGCCGUGGUCAGGCAUCAGUCCCACCUCAAGCACAUCCCAGACUAUUUGAUGCCGGCGCAGGGUCGGAAGGCCAUGAGUACGGAUGACGUCGGCUUUGUUGCCUUGAGGAAACCUGAUUCGGAUAAGCGGAAGGACAGGAAGAAGCGAGGCAGCAAUACAAGGAGAGGUCACCGAGGAGGAAAAAGUAAAGGCAAGCUUGACCCCUUGAAGUCUUUCAGUGCCAAAAAGAAGCGUUGAAUAGGCUGUUUCUGGUCCAAGGUGUCGAACCAGGUUGCCAUAGGAAUGAAUGCGAAAUCGGUCUUGACUGUUACAUGCCGACGAGUCUGCGAUUCCAGGAGAAGCAUCUGCUCCAUGUUCAAUGGUCCUCUGUUUCCCUUUCCUUCUCUUGCUCCUCCAUCCAAUGUCGCAGCCAAUGUUAUCUACGAGAUAGCGGCUCACCAACAACGUCGGACGGACAAGAGGAGCAUAUGACGGAUGACUGCUUACCAAAGUAGGCCGGUGAUUUGUUGUUGGGAUUAUAAUACAGUACGGAUAACUACGCUG
Molecule: messenger RNA, 2172 nt
Organism: Exophiala xenobiotica
Lineage: Eukaryota; Fungi; Ascomycota; Eurotiomycetes; Chaetothyriales; Herpotrichiellaceae
Exons: 1
Coding region: 37-1866 (609 amino acids)
Molecular function (GO): nucleic acid binding; ATP binding; RNA helicase activity
Source: RefSeq, a predicted model, not a curated record